CUCUCAUCAAAACCAACGAAAAAAAAUCUAGGCAAUAGGAGCAAUAUGACAUUUUUAUCAAUACAUCUUAAGAUCUAAUUCCUUCAAUUAGUUUGUAUAUACUUUACCAACCUGUACUAAGUAAGGAGGUAGCUUGUUCAAUCCAUCAUCUAUCAAUCUAUUCCAAAUUCAUUUUAACUUUUCAAUUUUUCAUUCCCUUUUACCAUCCGUCUCAUCCCAAGUAUAUAUAUAAAAAAUGUCUGCCUUCUUAGCUGCUUCAAGAUCUUCAGCUGCUUUGGCUGUUAGAGCUAUGGCUCAUAAACAGAUUAAUAUUUCUGGUUAUCAAUUGGCUAGAUUAUAUUCUUCUGGUAAAUUUCCUCCUCAUAUUGUCAUUAAUAUGCCAGCUUUAUCACCAACCAUGACUCAAGGUAACUUGGGUUCUUGGUCUAAAAAAGUCGGUGAUGAAUUAUCUCCGGGUGAAGCAAUUGCUGAAAUUGAAACUGAUAAAGCUUCCAUGGAUUUUGAAUUUCAAGAAGAAGGUUAUUUAGCUAAAAUUUUAGUUGAUUCAGGUGCUAAAGAUAUUCCAGUUGGUAAACCAAUUGCUGUUUAUGUUGAAGAUGCUUCUGAUGUUGCUGCUUUUGAAAAUUUCACAGCUGCUGAUGCUGGUGAAGGAGAAGCUGCUGCUCCAGCUCCAGUUGCUGAAGCUCCAAAAGAAGAAGCUAAGUCAGCUGAACCAGCUACUCCAGCUCCAACUUCAACCCCGGCUGCCACCAAAACUUCAGCUCCAACCACUAGAAUUUUUGCAUCUCCAUUAGCCAAAACUAUUGCUUUAGAAAAAGGUAUCGCAUUAAAGAACAUUAAGGGUACUGGUCCAAAUGGUAGAAUUAUUGCCAAGGAUGUUGAAAGUUAUAAGGCUCCAGCUCCUGCUGCUGCUGCUCCUUCUGUUCCUGCUACCCCAGCCGGUGCUACUUUUGAAGACAUUCCUCUUACUACUAUGAGAAAGACUAUUGCUUCUAGAUUAUUACAAUCGACUCAACAAUCUCCAACUUUCAUUAUUCAAUCACAAAUUUCUGUAUCAAAAUUAUUGAAAUUAAGAGCUUCCUUAAAUGCUUCUGCUGAUGAAAGAUAUAGAUUAUCAGUUAAUGAUUUAUUAAUUAAAGCUAUUGCUUUAGCUUCUUUAAGAGUUCCAGCUGUCAAUUCUGCUUGGUUUGGUGAUCAAGGUUACAUUAGACAAUACAGUAAUGUUGAUGUUUCGGUUGCUGUUGCCACCCCAACUGGUUUAAUUACUCCAAUUGUUAAGAAUGCUCAUACUAAAGGUUUAUCUGCCAUUUCUAAUGAAGUUAAAGAUUUAGGUAAGAGAGCUAAGGCUGGUAAAUUAGCUCCAGAAGAAUUCCAAGGUGGUACUAUUUGUAUUUCUAACUUAGGUAUGAACAAUGCUGUUAAUGCUUUCACAUCUAUUAUUAACCCACCUCAAUCCACUAUUCUUGCCAUUGGUACUACUGAUAAAAAGGCUGUUCCAUCUAAUGUUAAUGAACAAGGUUUUGUAUUUGAAGAUGUCAUUACUAUCACUGGUACUUUUGACCAUAGAGUUGUUGAUGGUGCUGUUGGUGGUGAGUUCAUUAAGGAAUUAAAGAGAAUUAUUGAAAACCCAUUAGAAAUGUUGAUUUAAGCAUCCUGAAGUCAUUUAUCACAUAACAUGAUCCCUUCUUAAUAUUAAAUAAAUUUUUGUAUUAAAUUCGUAUUGUUAUAUAAUUAAUAAAAACUACUCAUUUGU
This is a messenger RNA of Scheffersomyces amazonensis, 1753 nucleotides long. It is a transcript of the gene LAT1, whose product is annotated as dihydrolipoyllysine-residue acetyltransferase. The record is from RefSeq and is a predicted model, not a curated record. NCBI's taxonomy places the organism in Eukaryota, Fungi, Ascomycota, Pichiomycetes, Serinales, Debaryomycetaceae. Gene Ontology annotation, molecular function: dihydrolipoyllysine-residue acetyltransferase activity. The transcript has a single exon. Bases 236 to 1648 code for a protein of 470 amino acids. Gene Ontology annotation, biological process: pyruvate decarboxylation to acetyl-CoA.